This is a messenger RNA of Aureococcus anophagefferens, 324 nucleotides long. RefSeq lists its product as hypothetical. The record is from RefSeq and is a predicted model, not a curated record. Bases 1 to 324 code for a protein of 107 amino acids. NCBI's taxonomy places the organism in Eukaryota, Pelagophyceae, Pelagomonadales, Pelagomonadaceae. The transcript is spliced from 3 exons.
AUGGAGAUUCAACUUGACAUGCUUACCUACGACAUUUCAAAUGGACACUGUCUUCUCCGGUUUAUUCUAUCCAUCCGCACUAUACUCGACUGUCUUAAGAAUCGUAUUGCAACCUACAACCUUGCAGCUCGAAAAGCUGUCUUGUAUGAUAGCAUCCCAGGACCCCCAAAGUUUUCAGUCAGGGGAGGAAUCGAACUAGGUUCCCCGUUUGAAAUCUCAUCCGCACUCUAUAACACUUUAUCAAGCUUCGUAACAGCUGGACUCAAGUGGUUCUACCGGAUGGUUCAAGAAGACCACCAGUGGACUUAUUCCCUCCACGAUUGA